Cordyceps militaris CM01 is the source of this 453-nucleotide messenger RNA. RefSeq lists its product as uncharacterized. Lineage: Eukaryota; Fungi; Ascomycota; Sordariomycetes; Hypocreales; Cordycipitaceae. The transcript has a single exon. Bases 1 to 453 code for a protein of 150 amino acids. The record is from RefSeq and is a predicted model, not a curated record.
AUGAGUCUGGCAAAGGUCAAGCAAAGUCUUGCCUUUUGCGCCAACGCCAAGGGGCCUCGUCCGUCCGUUUCCCUCAGCGCGUGUGCGCGGCGUCAACUUUACUUCCAGGUACCACCUCUUCGUUUUCAGAGCGCCAACAAGCCCCAAGUCAUUGCUAGCACAAACGGCAGUAAUAAUUCACAUUGUUUUACCAAACAGCUCAAUAGUACGGAUACACUAGACUAUAACAACGCAGACCUUGUGACCGGGCGGCUGGACGGUUCCAGACCACCAAGACAGCCGUCGCGUGACAAGCCUCGCCCAACCACCCGCGCCGAGCGGUCAAUGAUGGGCUCUUUUUUGUGGGAAAAAGCCACACCCACAACCCGAUCAGCCCUAGCCAGUGCAUUCACUCUCCGUUGGCUGCUUCUCCGACAAUUCAGCUCCGAGGUGCCAAGAAGGAUGAGCUAUUAG